UGGGGUGAGUUCCCUGGAGAACCCAGUUGCCGGCUUGACUGACAUGCUCUGAGGAACCGGCAGAACAGGUGCUAUUUUCUACUUCAGAGUCCAAAGGCCUGGCUGGUGCAUCUCGUCCGGCAAACCCAGCUCACACCCUGCCGGGUGAAGGAGGAAAAGCCAGAGGAGCCAGAUGUCUUGGACGACUGGGAACACCGGGUAACAGGACAGAAAGUUCUGCUCAGGCAAGUGGCCACCAACAUCUAGUUAGGAAGCCUGUGGUGUGAACAGCUCCUGGAGAAUCCCGUAUCUCCUGCGAGGAGAGCCCCAAGGAUGAGUCUGCUCAAGCUGCUGAUUUUUCUGGCCCAAUGGAGAGUCGCAAGGGCUGGACAAGGGAAGUUCUGGCACAUCUCUGACCUGCACCUUGAUCCUGACUACAAGGUAUCUUCAGACCCCCUCCAGGUGUGCCCAUCAGCUGGUUCCCAGCAGGUGUCCAAUGCAGGCCCCUGGGGUGAUUACCUCUGUGAUUCUCCCUGGGUCCUCAUCAACUCCUCCGUCUACGCCAUGAAGGAGAUCGAGCCGGAGCCAGACUUUAUCCUCUGGACGGGUGAUGACACACCUCACGUGCCCGACGAGAAGCUGGGAGAGGCGGCUGUGUUGAAAAUUGUGGAAUGCCUGACCAAGCUCAUUAGAGAGGUCUUUCCAGACACUAAAGUCUACGCUGCUUUGGGAAAUCAUGACUUUCACCCCAAAAAUCAGUUCCCAGCAGGGAGUAAUAAUAUCUACAAUCAGGUAGCAGAACUGUGGAGACCCUGGCUCAAUAACGAAUCCAUUGCUCCCUUCAAAGAAGGUGCCUUCUAUUCUGAGAAGUUGCUGGGGCAGAGUGGGGCUGGGCGAAUUGUGGUCCUCAACACCAAUCUGUACUAUAGUAGCAAUGAGCAGACAGCCAGCAUGGUCGACCCUGGGCAGCAGUUCCAGUGGCUGGAAGAUGUGCUGACCAAUGCAUCCCAAGCUGGGGAAAUGGUGUACAUUAUUGGCCACGUGCCCCCAGGAUUCUUUGAGAAGACUCGGAACAAAGCAUGGUUCCGGGAGGGCUUCAAUGAGAAGUACUUGAAGGUGGUCCAGAAGCACCAUCGAGUCAUCGCAGGGCAGUUCUUCGGCCACCAUCACACCGACAGCUUUCGGAUGUUCUAUGAUGACGCAGGUGCCCCCAUCAGUGUCAUGUUCCUUACACCUGGGGUCACCCCAUGGAAAACCACAUUACCCGGAGUGGUCAACGGGGCCAACAAUCCAGGCAUCCGGGUGUUCGAAUACGACCGAGACACACUGAGCCUGCAGGAUAUGGUGACUUACUUCGUGAACCUCAGCCAGGCGAACGAACAGGGGGACGCGCGCUGGGAGCUCGAGUACCGGGUGACCGAGGCCUAUCGUGUGCCCAACGCUAGCGCCCGCUCCAUGCACGCGGCGCUGGGUCGCAUCGCCAGCGAUCAUGACGCGCUGCAGCGCUACUACGUCUACAACUCUGUCAGCUACGACCUGCAAGCCUGCGGCGAGGCCUGCCGUGCCGAGCACGUGUGCGCACUACGCGAGGUGGCUUUCGACGCGUACGCCGCCUGUCUGCGCGCCCCCGGCACGGCGCCCGCGCCCCGCCUCGCGCUCCUACUGGCCGCGCCGCUCUGCCUGCGCGCGCUGCUUGCGUGGUGACUUUGGGAGCCAUCCGCCCGCUCUCUGGGUUCGCCUUCUUCCUGAUAAAUUGGAGCCAGCGCCAUCCAGAACUGGACUAUUCAACCAUUUUUAUGGCGUCCACAGAGUGAACUGGGAUGGGAGAGCCAGAUCUGGAAAUGAAGCCCAAAGACCGCACUAGAAGCACAUUUCUUCCAAGAGUCACGUUUUAUCCCCCUCCCCACCUCCCAAAUGCUAACCGUGCAUCUUAUUCUGUACAUUAUUCAAUAUGUAAACAACGUUUAAAGCAACACCCUUGCAGUUAUUGAAUGUCCUCCCUUCCCUCCAUACGGAUAAUCAAGAGUAAAACGAGCCGCCAGGAAGAUGCACCUGGUUGCUCCUGUGCCCUCGGUCUCCCCUGGCACACUGCCUGAACUCAAGGCAGGUCCAAGUUUUAGUCCGGGCGCUUAUCGCCAGGCCUUUCUCGCCGUCUUGGGCCUCCAGGAGCCUCAAAUGUGAAACAAGGCAAUUUCGAAAUCUGCUAAACUGAGGGCAGUGCACCUCGGACGGCAGUCUUCGGACUAGCGGUCCUCGGAGCUCAGCGGGACUGGAUGCGGGAUCCCCAGGAAAGAUUCAGCGCCUAGGUCUGGGUCAGC
Molecule: messenger RNA, 2297 nt
Organism: Pteropus alecto (black flying fox)
Lineage: Eukaryota; Metazoa; Chordata; Mammalia; Chiroptera; Pteropodidae
Gene: SMPDL3B
Product: sphingomyelin phosphodiesterase acid like 3B
Exons: 8
Coding region: 313-1683 (456 amino acids)
Biological process (GO): sphingomyelin catabolic process
Molecular function (GO): sphingomyelin phosphodiesterase activity
Source: RefSeq, a predicted model, not a curated record